Raphanus sativus (radish) is the source of this 1490-nucleotide messenger RNA. RefSeq names its product F-box/FBD/LRR-repeat protein At3g26920-like. Gene Ontology annotation, molecular function: protein binding. The transcript is spliced from 4 exons. The record is from RefSeq and is a predicted model, not a curated record. NCBI's taxonomy places the organism in Eukaryota, Viridiplantae, Streptophyta, Magnoliopsida, Brassicales, Brassicaceae. The coding region runs from base 340 to 1353 and encodes 337 amino acids.
UAACACCUAUUACUUAUCUCUCAAGCAACCUUGUUAAGUUCAUAUAAAUAGCUUUGCAUACGAACUCAGUCUUUCGGGUUUAUUCUUCUUGUCUUCGUGAUCAAGUAGGAUUUCGAAUUGUUGCUUCUUGUGUUUGUUUAUCUCGGCUUUUGAAACAAGUCUUUCAAGAAUUGAGGAUCAAAGCUUCGUGAUUGAAUACGAGUCGUUUUGAUAGUAGCGGUGAGUUCUUGUUAGGAUUGUGUAGACAAAGCACUCUUGUCUCGUUUUCCUCUCUGUCAGUCGCUUAGGGUUUACGAAAGUUUUAGCCUCUGCUCUAGAGCUCUCUAUCUAUCAAACACAAUGAAGAAAAGGUGUGGUCAAAGUAUGGACAGGAUCAGUCAGUUGCCAGAUGCUGUGCUUGCGAAGAUCUUGUCUUCACUUCCAACAACAAAAGGUGUCGUAGCCACAGCUGUUUUGUCUAAACAAUGGCGGUUUCUUUGGAAGAUGGUGCCCAAGCUCACGUUUAGGUACAACGGUGGCAAUGAUAUUCAGGGGUUUUCAGAUAGUGUUCGGAGGACUAUGCUUUCACUCGAAGCUCCGUAUCUACAGAGUUUGCAUCUUGAUGCUUCACUUGGCGAAGAUGAUCGUAUGGAUGGUUUUGGAGAGUUACUUGGAAUCGCACGUGGACUCCAUGUGCGUGAGUUGGUACUCAAACUCUCUCGCCCAGGUUUAAACAGAUAUCCAAUCAUCUUGGAUAACUGUCAGUCUCUGGAAACCUUGAAACUUCGUGGUUCCAUUGCUCUAGAGGUCCCUUCUCCAGUUUCUCUGACUUCUCUCAGAACUCUGCACCUUGAAGAUGUGUUCUACGACAGUGAGUCUGUUGUGAACCUUUUGAGUGGCUGUGUUCGUCUUGAAAAUUUGUUUGUUACUCGAAAUAGUGAUGAUGGUGUGGAGACUUUCACUGUUCCUGCUGGUAGCAUCUUCAAUCAGCUGGAACAUUUGCAGCUGUUUACAGAGUGUCUACCUUCCUGGAAUCCACUAAUGGUCCUCCUUGAUAACUCUCCUAAUUUACAAGUUCUAGAGAUUAUCGGUGAACACGAUCGUCAACUGACAUGGAAGGAACCAAAACAUGUUCCUCAAUGUUUUCUCCAUCUUAAGAAAUUAGAUUGGCUGGUAAGGGGAUUAACAUACGGGGAAGAGGUGGCCGAAUACAUCCUAUCGAAUGCAGAGAGUUUGGAAAAUGUUAUUUUGCGCAUUGACUGCCUCUACUGCGACGGGGACGAGGAUUUUCCCGAGGAAGAUAGACUUGAGGUGUGGCAUGACUUCCAAGCAUGGUGUCCAGAUGAUUGUGAGUUUGAGCUUAUAUCAAUAUAAUGUGAUGCAGCACAUCUUCAUACGGUUGGGACUUUCUUUGUCUUAUUAUGGUGUUUCUAAUUUGUGUAGUUGACUAUGUCUUUGAGCAAUCAUUUGAACCUUUAACGUUAAUGUUCUUUCUAUAACCAAACACUAAA